AUGGCCAAAGGUCCAGCAUUCUACGCCGUAAGAGUUGGACGUAGUCCUGGCAUAUACUCCACCUGGUACAUUCUCAUGACCCAGCUCGAACAAAUUAAAGGCUUUCCCGGAGCCAAAUACAAGAAACUUCCGACGGCGCAAUUGGCACAAGAGUUCAUCACUGGCACGUCAGGAGGAUCAACCAACAUCGUUCCUUCAUCAGCGCAGACCACCUCAACUGCCACAAAUGGAUCAAAAUCAGUACCAUCAACUUCGGAUACAUCUCAGGUUGCCAACAUUCCUGGUGAAAUUACCGUCUUCUCGGACGGUGCGUGUAAAGGCAACGGCAAGACCGGAGCCGUGGCAGGAGUCGGGGUGUGGUGGGGUCAUAACGAUCCCAGGAACUUGGCAGAACGCUGUCCAGGCAAACAGACCAACAAUCGCGCAGAGCUUAUCGCUAUUGUGCGGGUACUCGAACAAUCUCAGACUGAAACCAAUCCUCUUCGCAUCAAAACUGAUUCCAGAUACUCAAUAAACUGCGUGACACAAUGGUUACAGAAAUGGGUGGUCAACGACUUCAUGACUGCCAAAGGCACGCCAGUAGAGAAUGCGCCUCUCAUCAGAUACCUUGCAAGACUUCUUGAACGAUCGGAUCGGCUAGGACGAAAGAUUAACCUUGAGUAUGUUCAGGGACAUAUGGGUAUCGAGGGGAAUGAAGCAGCAGACCGUCAAGCAAACAUUGGUGCUACACUUCCGGAGGUUCCAGAACGCAACUGGGAGAAUCUGGAGAAAGUCUUGACAAAUAAAAUGAACACCGAGUUGAAGAACAUGAAGCGUCGAUCAGAACAACCCGCCACUCCAUCUCGUAAGGAGAAUCCUAUUCCGAAGCCCGUGCAACAGUCCUCACCGAUGAAGACAACAACAACAACGCCCGCCCCACGUUUGACUGAAGAAGUGAGUACUUCUUAG
Messenger RNA from Desarmillaria tabescens, 948 nucleotides. RefSeq names its product ribonuclease H-like domain-containing protein. Bases 1 to 948 code for a protein of 315 amino acids. The transcript has 5 exons. Lineage: Eukaryota; Fungi; Basidiomycota; Agaricomycetes; Agaricales; Physalacriaceae. Gene Ontology annotation, molecular function: nucleic acid binding; RNA-DNA hybrid ribonuclease activity. The record is from RefSeq and is a predicted model, not a curated record. Gene Ontology annotation, biological process: DNA replication, removal of RNA primer.